AGCUUGAAGCUAAUAUCGAUAACCACAAUCGACGCCAAAUCGAAUGCACGUUUUCGCAGGCUCCGUUUUCAAGCACAUUCUCUCCCGAGCUAAGUUCAUUUCAAUCGUCCGGCGAAAUUCCAGAGCCAGGUCUUUACAAGCUACCAGAUCCUUGCAAGCUAACGCGGAAAAACCAACUUUGCGAUGAGUGAGGAACCAAUUCCGGUAAUGAGCCCCCAGCGGCAGGCCGAGCGGGAGAAGUUGUACCAGUUGAUCAUCGAGCUGGCCUAUCCUGCCACGCGGGAGGUCGCUCUGCUGGAGCUGAGCAAGAAGAACGAUCCGGACCUGGCCCCCAUGCUGUGGAACAGCUUCGGGACCAGCUACACCCUGCUGCAGGAGGUCGUCAACGUAUACCCUUUUAUAUCGAAUCCAAUAUUGAAUGCCAACCAGUCGAACCGCGUGUGCUACGCCCUGACGUUGCUGCAGUGCGUCGCCGCGCACCCGGGUACUCGCCCGGCCUUCCUGCGGGGCCAGAUACCGGUGUACGUGUACCCCUUCAUCUCGACCACGUUCAAGAGCAAGCCCUUCGUGCAGCUGCGCCUGAACAGUCUGGGCGUGAUUGGUGCUCUGGCCGAGACCGACGACACGGAGGCCAUCAGCUUUUUGCUGACCUCCGAGGUCGUGCCUCUCUGCCUGAGCAACAUGCUCAAGGGAUCGAAGCUGACCAAGUCUGCGGCCAUCUUAAUCCUUGAGAAGAUACUGCUCAAUAAGACGGGUCUAACGUACAUCUGCGAGACCCACGAUCGCUUCUCGCGGGUGGCCAUCACCCUGGGCAAAAUGACCAUCCGAAUGAUGAAAUAUCCAUGGUUCCGGGUGCUGAAGCAUGUGGUGCGCUGCUAUCUACUACUUACGGAAAAUGAGCUCGCUCGCAGUGCACUGCGGGUGUGUCUGCCCGAUCAGCUGCGUGACGGCACCUUUUCGUCGGCCAUGCAACACGACACGUGCACCAAGCAGUGGCUGAAGACGCUGCUCAAGAACCUGGAGCCAAGGGCUCCUGCUGUUAUGCUGCAGGUCGUCGAGUCGCCACAGGGCUCCUAGAGAGCGGAAGCACCAGCACCAACAACUUUCCUUAUUCCGCCGUCCAUGCAAGCGCCAUCGAUGAGUGAUCCCCACUCCCAGUUAACUGCUAGACCGAAUAUACAUGGCCUGCAUUAAAUAUAACUACAUAAUCUACAAAUGAAAUUGCUUAUACUCAGAUUGACGGUACAAUAAAAAAUAUCAAAU
Molecule: messenger RNA, 1263 nt
Organism: Drosophila mauritiana
Lineage: Eukaryota; Metazoa; Arthropoda; Insecta; Diptera; Drosophilidae
Product: CCR4-NOT transcription complex subunit 9
Exons: 1
Coding region: 184-1077 (297 amino acids)
Biological process (GO): negative regulation of translation; mRNA catabolic process
Cellular component (GO): CCR4-NOT core complex; CCR4-NOT complex; P-body
Source: RefSeq, a predicted model, not a curated record